This is a messenger RNA of Vicia faba (fava bean), 1026 nucleotides long. NCBI's taxonomy places the organism in Eukaryota, Viridiplantae, Streptophyta, Magnoliopsida, Fabales, Fabaceae. The record is from the annotation of a GenBank genome assembly.
AUGCAAUUCAAAUCAACACAAUCCUCAUUUCGAGAUCGCACACACGAAUUCCACACCGUCGCAGAAAAAUUGAAGAAAUCACUAUCAUCAACCUCAAAUGGAGCCACCACCAGCACUCAUCCUCCUUCUUCCUCUUCUCCUCCCUCGUCCUCUUCCAGAUCCGACGAUCCCCGAUCCGCCGUCGCAAUUCAAUCAGAGUUUAACAGAAGAGCUUCCAAGAUUGGUUAUGGAAUUCAUCAAACCUCUCAGAAACUCUCCAAGCUCGCAAAAUUGGCGAAAAGGACUUCGGUUUUCGAUGAUCCGACUAUGGAAAUUCAAGAACUAACAAGUGUUAUUAAACAAGAUAUUACCGCGCUUAAUUCCGCGGUUGUGGAUCUUCAAUUGAUCAGUAACUCUAGAAAUGAGAGUGGAAAUGUUUCUACUGAUACAACUAGUCAUUCCACUACGGUUGUGGAUGAUUUAAAGACGCGAUUGAUGAGCACCACGAAAGAGUUUAAAGAUGUUCUCACCAUGAGAACUGAGAACCUGAAAACGCAUGAGAGUAGAAGACAAUUGUUUUCGUCGAAUGCUUCUAAGGAUACUGCAAAUCCUUUUAUCCGUCAACGUCCUUUAGCUACAAAGUCUGCUGCUAGUAGUUCUAAUGCUCCUGCACCACCUCCAUGGGCUAGUGGGAAGCAGGUGGAUGGGGAGAGUCAACCAUUGCUGCAACAACAACAGCAGCAACAACAGAUAGUUCCAUUGCAGGACACUUACAUGCAAAGCAGAGCUGAAGCUCUUCAAAAUGUUGAGUCCACUAUUCACGAGCUCGGCAGCAUCUUUAAUCAACUAGCAACACUUGUCUCCCAGCAAGGAGAGAUUGCCAUCAGGAUUGAUGAGAACAUGGAUGAUACGUUAACAAAUGUAGAGGGAGCACAAGGGGCUUUAUUGAAGUAUCUGAAUAGCAUAUCUUCUAAUAGGUGGCUGAUGAUCAAGAUUUUCUUUGUCUUGAUGUUUUUUCUUAUGGUUUUCUUAUUUUUUGUGGCGUAG